Cladophialophora immunda is the source of this 1741-nucleotide messenger RNA. RefSeq lists its product as uncharacterized. NCBI's taxonomy places the organism in Eukaryota, Fungi, Ascomycota, Eurotiomycetes, Chaetothyriales, Herpotrichiellaceae. The transcript is spliced from 3 exons. Gene Ontology annotation, molecular function: transmembrane transporter activity. Gene Ontology annotation, cellular component: membrane. The record is from RefSeq and is a predicted model, not a curated record. The coding region runs from base 136 to 1674 and encodes 512 amino acids. Gene Ontology annotation, biological process: transmembrane transport.
GUGGGGUUGAGUUUGCCGAAGACGGCACGAAUUUCUCAUGGGACGGGAGGCGAGAAAAGAUAAAGACUUCAUAGACCGUCACCAACGCUUUGCUCGGUCUCCAUUUCCAAAUCGACUCGAUAACCAUCGGCCAUCAUGGGCGAGAAAGAAUUCGACGCAAGCAUUGCAACCGACGAGGCGAUGAAAGAGAAUAUUGCCAUCGAAGCGGAGCGGAUCGAUGGCAUGGACACCACAAAAACUGAAGGCGACUCCUUUACGCCCGAUGAAGAGCGACGUCUCGUUCGAAAGCUCGAUUUCUGGCUGCUGCCCCUCAUGAUGACGACCUAUAUGUUACAGAGCUACGACAAAGGCAUUAUGAGCGCGGCAACCCAGUUCGACUUCAAUAGCGACCUCAAACUUACAACGAUUGUGGGCUACCAAGCGGACGGAAAACCCAUCACCAAUAACCAGAAGUACUCGAAUGCGUCCAUGAUAUUCUAUAUCGGCUACUUGGUCGGAACCUAUCCUAUGAUGUAUCUGUCCCAACAUUAUCCCACGUCGAGAGUUCUUUCUCUCGCCACAUUUCUCUGGGGCGCGGUGGUCAUGUCAACAGCGGGCUGCUCGAACUAUGCCGGUAUCAUGCUCAAUCGCUUCUUCCUUGGCUUUCUCGAGUCUACGGUGGCUCCGGCAUUCACGGUCUUUGUUACCUUCUGGUGGACUCGCGAUGAACAAGCCCUUAGGACCAGUCUCUGGUACAGCUGUGUGGGUGUGGCUACAACCAUCUCGCCCCUGAUCAACUAUGGUCUAGGCCAGAUCAACACCUCAAUGGCUCGUUGGAAACCCAUGUUUCUAAUUCUAGGUGCCGUAACCCUGGUUUGGUCGAUCGUUCUGUUCUUUGCUCUACCAGACAGUCCCCUGACCACCAAAAAGCUCACUGAAUCCGAGAGGAAGAUCGUUGUCCGCAGAUUGGAACGAAACAACGCGGGCACCAUCAGUCGCACAUUUAACAAAGGCCAGUUCUUUGAGGCAUUCCGUGAUUACAAGCUAUACAGCUGCACUCUCAUUAUACUCCUCACCGGUGUUCCAUCAGGAGCCCUCGGCACUUUUGGUACAGUGGUCAUCAAUGGGUUUGGCUUCGACCACUUUGACUCAUUGGCCUUAACAUGUCCCAUUGGCGCCAUUACCGCAAUCAGCAUUCUCUUUGUGGGCUUCAUCACCCGCAAAUGGAACAACCUACGCUACCUGUCCAUUGUGACCUGUGCUCUCAUCUCCAUUGCUGGAACCCUCAUCUGCUGGCUCGGACCGCGAGAUAACCGUGGCUUGUUGUUUGCCGGUGUCUUCCUCAUUGCGGUUCAAGUCUCUGCUGGAGGAGUAGCAGUUUCCCUCGCUGCAUCAAAUAUCGCAGGACACACAAAAAAAGCGACCGUCAGUGCAACAACGUUCCUCGGGUACUGCGUGGGCAACGUGAUUGGACCUGAAAUCUUCGGCGCCUCCCCGGGACCUGUCUACCAUGCAGGCUUCAUGGGAAGCUGUAUCUGUUUGUGCUGCGUGGUAGUCAUUGCGACGAUCACUUACAUCCUACUCCGCCGGGAGAAUGCGAAGAGGGACAGAGUGUAUGGGGGUUUAGCCGGACAGCAUGAUAUAGAGGAGGAUCUCUCAGACAUGAAGAACGAAGAGUUCAGAUAUGUUCUGUAGAUGGUGCGCAGUCGUUGGAAGGUGCUGAAGGGAUAUAAAUUUCUGCUGGGCCAUCAGCAAGCUGAAU